Molecule: messenger RNA, 2027 nt
Organism: Sapajus apella (tufted capuchin)
Lineage: Eukaryota; Metazoa; Chordata; Mammalia; Primates; Cebidae
Product: zinc finger protein 551
Exons: 1
Biological process (GO): regulation of transcription by RNA polymerase II
Cellular component (GO): nucleus
Molecular function (GO): DNA-binding transcription factor activity, RNA polymerase II-specific; RNA polymerase II transcription regulatory region sequence-specific DNA binding
Source: RefSeq, a predicted model, not a curated record
AGUAGCAGCAGCAAGCAUAUACAGGCAUUUUAUGGGGCAAAAAGUUGUUACAAGUGGGGCGAAUGCAAAAAAGCUUCAAGCCACAAACACACACUUGUUCAGCCUCAGAGUGUCUGCUCUAAAGAAGGGCUUUAUGAGUGUAGCAAAUGUGAGAAAGCCUUCACCUGCAAGAAUACACUUGUUCAGCACCAGCAAAUUCACACUGGACCAAAGACAUUUGAGUGUAAUGAAUGUGGGGAAUCCUUUAGCAAAAAGUGCCACCUAAACUUACCUAAGAUAGUUCACACUGGAGAAGGGCCUGAUGAAUGCAGUGAUCAUGGAAAAGGCUUUAUCCAUAAAUCUGAAUUCAUUCACCACCAGAGACGUCACACCAGAGGAGUGCGUUAUGAGUGUGGCGAAUGUAGGAAAACAUUUAGCUACAAAUCUAACCUCAUUGAACACCAGAGAGUUCACACUGGAGAACGACCUUAUGAAUGUGGCGAGUGCGGGAAAUCCUUUAGACAAAGCUCUAGCCUUUUCCGACACCAGAGAGUUCACUCUGGAGAAAGGCCUUAUCAGUGCUGUGAAUGUGGGAAAUCCUUUAGGCAAAUAUUCAAUCUCAUUCGACACAGAAGAGUUCACACUGGAGAAAUGCCUUAUCGGUGCAGUGAUUGUGGGAAAGCUUUUAGCUGCAAAUCAGAACUCAUUCAACACCAGAGAAUUCACAGUGGAGAAAGACCUUAUGAGUGCGGCGAAUGUGGGAAAUCGUUUAGGCAAUUCUCUAACCUUAUUCGACACCGCAGCAUUCACACUGGUGAUAGGCCUUAUGAGUGCAGUGAAUGUGAGAAGUCAUUCAGCCGCAAAUUUAUUCUGAUUCAACACCAAAGAGUUCACACUGGAGAAAAGCCUUAUGAAUGCAAUGAAUGUGGAAAAUCUUUUACCCGCAAAUCUGACCUCAUUCAACACAGGAGAAUUCAUACUGGCACAAGACCUUAUGAGUGCAGUGAAUGUGGCAAAUCUUUCAGACAGCGCUCUGGCCUCAUUCAGCACCGAAGACUUCAUACUGGUGAAAGGCCUUAUGAGUGUAGUGAAUGUGGAAAGUCCUUUAGCCAAAGUGCUAGCCUCAUUCAACACCAGAGAGUUCACACUGGAGAAAGACCUUAUGAAUGUAGUGAAUGUGGGAAAUCCUUUAGCCAGAGCUCUAGCCUUAUUCAGCACCAGAGAGGUCACACUGGAGAAAGACCUUAUGAGUGCAGUGAAUGUAGGAAACCCUUUACCCACAAAUCUGACCUUAUUCAGCACCAAAGAGUUCACACUGGAGAAAGGCCUUAUGAAUGCAGUGAAUGUAGGAAAUCCUUUAGCCGCAAAUCUAACCUCAUUCGACAUCGGAAAGUUCACACUGAAGAAAGGCCUUAAAUGUGAAGGGAAGGUGCUAUUUCUUUAUUCAGUAUAAUAGCACUGGAGGAGAUUGGGAGCCAUCCUCCUAAAUUUAAACUUUGAGCAUCUAAAAUGGGGGAUUCUGUGUAAGCUUCAGGUAUGUGGGAAGCUUUGAGGAGGUUCAGUGUCACUCGUAAUCUGCACAGGUCCAUAGCCUGAUUUAUGUCACUGCCCAUUUCUUAGACUGAAGCCAUUUUACCUCUGUCACCUUGCAGGUGCACACCAUGUGCAUGAGUCACUUCCCCACAGUGCUCAAAGAAGCAAACCUCUGUAUUCUCCCAUUUGCUUGGGGAAAUUAUUAAUAGGUCAAGCAAGUAGGGGGUCCUCAUGUCCUUUCCCUGACUUUAGAGUAUAGACCUGUCCCAGUUUUGGUCCAGAGGAGUCAAUCUGAGUUGUGCUGUCAGCAUUCUAAGAAGGAUUACUUUUUUUAGGGACAUUGUUGGUCUCACAUGAUGGUUGUAAUGAAGUUUUCCAGCUUCUGAUUGACCAAUUUGGAAACUGCUUGGUGCACAUUGCUCUGAUUUAUAAUCUUUUGAUAAAGGCUGUAAAAAGGCCAGGCGCAGUGGCUUAGGCCUGUAAUCCCAGCACUUUGGGAGGCCGAGGCGGGCGGA